Messenger RNA from Closterium sp. Yama58-4, 1086 nucleotides. The record is from the annotation of a GenBank genome assembly. Lineage: Eukaryota; Viridiplantae; Streptophyta; Zygnematophyceae; Desmidiales; Closteriaceae.
AUGGCGACGACUCCCACUCGUUGCGACGAAGCGCCGUCUGCGAGGCUCGCUUGUUUAGAGGCACAGAAGGCGUGCAGCCCUGUUUGGAUCGACGACGCGCGCUCGAGAAUACGGCAAGCGGCAUUGGCGGUGCUGGAGACGCAGCAGCAGUCUCAGCACCUCGCUUCUAUUGUGGACGACCACAUGCUGUUGGACGGCCCCGAGCCGCGCUGGACUGAGCCUGUGUGGAGCAUGGAGAACGAAGACUACUCAAUGCCAGCGUUUGUGGAAGAGGAUAUUGAUGAGGACUCACAAACGCUGCACUCCGAAAUGGCGGCGCCGAAGCGACUCGUACUGUCGGUGCUGCUGCUACUCGUGCUCGCGUCGGCAUGUCCACAGCCCGCGUCAGCGAAGCUACGCGACAGAAUCCGCAAGUGGAUUGGGAGGGGGUCUCCCGCCCCUCCCGGCGGGCCUUCGAGCAAAUCGGGGCCAAUCUCGAUGGACAAAGUCAAGGAAGUCGCGAAAGUCGUCAAGUUACUCGCGCAAAACAAGGAGUUCGUGCGACUGUUCUGGAAAGGAGACGUCGCGGAUUUGCUGCUGCGCGCGCUGCGGCGGUCGAACGAGGUGACGCUGCUGGCACCGUCGCCCGACGCGGCGAAGGCGGAGCUGCCAGACGACUCGCCAUUGGUGAAGAGCAAGAAGACCAUGCGCCGCCUCCUGCGCUACUGCCUCGUCCUCGGCCGCCUCGUCACCUACACCAACCUCGUCGAAGAUCCCGCUGGAACCAAGUAUCCGACAAUGUACGGGCAGCCGCAGGUCAAAUCCGCAGAAAGCUCUUUUUUCACGGUGUACUUCCGAACGCCCUCGGGAAAAGAGAACAGCACGCUAGUAGCACCCAACCUGUUCGAGGGGAAGUUCCUCCAGGUGCACCUUGUAUCAGAUGUGCUUAUACCGGAUGGGUUUUUCGGCUCCCCGUCACCCCCGCCGGAGGAAGACGAUCCGGUCGAUGGCUCGCCGCCGGGGGAAACGGGCAGCGCGGGCGCUGCGUCUACUCCCCCCGCUCCCCCGCCGCCCGCGUUCACGGGCAUGACGCCCCGCACACCAUGA